Messenger RNA from Dovyalis caffra, 330 nucleotides. The record is from the annotation of a GenBank genome assembly. Lineage: Eukaryota; Viridiplantae; Streptophyta; Magnoliopsida; Malpighiales; Salicaceae.
AUGAACUUACUGCCUGCUGCCCUUUUGUGUCACUUGCAAAUUUCUUAUUCAAUUGCAAUUGUUUUCAUGAUGCAAUUAAAUUCUUCAGAGGUGAGGGGGGAUGAUUCUACCCACAAACUUGGCGAUCCUCCCAAACCUAAGCCACCAAAUAUGGCUGGCCCCCAGUUGAAGACUUGGAACAACCUGGAGCAGUCCAUUAUGAACCACUGGAGCAAGAAAAAUCCAGUAAGGACUGAGCCAGUUGAUCCACUAUCAUGGAUUCUAGAAGAUCCUCUACCUUAUGAAGGUUCUCAUAGGGCUGCAAGUUUCAGACACCAAGCAAGCUCAUGA